This is a messenger RNA of Entelurus aequoreus (snake pipefish), 2110 nucleotides long. RefSeq names its product excitatory amino acid transporter 1-like. Gene Ontology annotation, cellular component: plasma membrane. Gene Ontology annotation, molecular function: glutamate:sodium symporter activity; L-glutamate transmembrane transporter activity; neutral L-amino acid transmembrane transporter activity. NCBI's taxonomy places the organism in Eukaryota, Metazoa, Chordata, Actinopteri, Syngnathiformes, Syngnathidae. The coding region runs from base 1 to 1599 and encodes 532 amino acids. Gene Ontology annotation, biological process: L-aspartate import across plasma membrane; L-glutamate import across plasma membrane; D-aspartate import across plasma membrane. The transcript has 10 exons. The record is from RefSeq and is a predicted model, not a curated record.
AUGCAGCGUUUCAGGGAAGGCAUCCACAUACGCACCAUGAAGGCCAAGAGGAAAGUGGAGGAGAUUUCUAAAGAGGACGUCAAAACUUUCUUGAAAAAGAACGCCUUUGUUCUCUUCACAGUUGGUGCAGUUAUUGCAGGUAUUAUUCUGGGAUUUGCCUUGCGCCCUUAUAAGAUGUCUUAUCGAGAGAUGAAAUACUUCUCUUUCCCGGGAGAAUUAUUGAUGAGAAUGCUACAGAUGCUUGUCCUACCCUUGCUGAUUUCCAGUCUAAUAACAGGAAUGGCCGCUUUGGACAGCAAAGCCUCAGGGAAGAUGGGCAUGAGAGCUGUGAUUUACUACAUGACCACUACUUUCAUCGCAGUCUUCAUUGGCAUUCUUGUUGUCCUCAUCAUCCACCCAGGAAAGGGGUCUAAAGAUGAAUUUGGAAAACAGCAGAAAAUAGAGCAAGUCAGUCCUGCGGAUGCGUUUUUAGAUCUGAUCAGAAAUAUGUUUCCUCCAAACCUGGUCCAAGCUUGCACACAACAGUUUAAAACCAAAUAUGGAAAGCGAACUGUUCAUGUGACAGUGACAGUGACAGUGAACGACACCCUCUUCAACACGACCAACGGCACCCAGGAGGUGAUGGAGAUCAGCCGAGAGGAAGUGAUUCCAGUGCCCGGUCAGGUGAAUGGCGUAAACGCGCUCGGGCUGGUGGUCUUCUCGAUGUGUUUCGGGCUAAUAAUUGGCAACAUGAAAGAACAAGGCCAGCUUCUGAGGGAUUUCUUUGACAGCCUCAAUGAAGCGAUCAUGCGCUUGGUUGCCAUCAUCAUGUGGUAUGCCCCCAUUGGUAUUUUGUUUCUAAUUGCAGGGAAAAUAGUGGAGAUGGAUGAUCUGACACAGAUGGGGGGCCAGUUGGGAAUGUAUACCAUCACGGUUAUCAUCGGCUUAAUGAUCCACGGCGUUCUAAUUCUGCCCACUCUAUAUUUUGUCAUCACUCGGCAGAACCCUUUCAUUUUCAUUGCUGGUCUUCUACAAGCUCUGGUCACAGCAUUGGGCACCUCCUCCAGCUCUGCCACACUCCCUGUCACCUUCAAAUGUCUUGAGGAGAACAACAAAAUUGACAAGCGAAUCACUCGCUUUAUUUUGCCGGUGGGGGCUACCAUCAACAUGGACGGUACCGCCCUAUACGAGGCUCUGGCAGCUAUUUUUAUUGCUCAAGUCAACAACAUGGAGAUGAACUUCGGUCAAAUAAUCACAAUCAGUAUUACAGCGACUGCGGCAAGUAUUGGUGCGGCUGGCAUCCCACAAGCAGGCCUGGUCACUAUGGUGAUUGUAUUGACCUCUGUUGGACUUCCAACUGAUGACAUCACUCUAAUCAUUGCGGUCGAUUGGUUCCUGGACCGUCUGCGUACCACCACCAAUGUUUUGGGGGACUCGAUUGGAGCGGGCAUUGUUGAGUUCCUCUCCCGCAACGAACUCAGCAGCAAAGACGUGGAGAUGGGAAACUCUGUGCUCGAGGUGAAAGAGAGGAAGAAGCCUUACAAGCUCAUCUCACAAAAUAGCGAUUUGGAAAAUAACAGGAAUGCUGCAGCUCUGACUGAUGGACAAUCGGGCUCUUAGUCACCUCCCUGACUAGGUUAAGACAACUGCAGCAAUCUACAGACACAUCAUGGAUGACUGGAGGAGGUCUCUGGAGACCGUUAAGUCUGGGUUUCCCGGCUAAGACUGCCAAACCUGAGAUCCAGAACUGGAUAAGUGGAAGAAAAUGGAUGGAGGAAAUUAAUGAAAUGUAAAUAUAUUUAUAUAGAUGCAAUGAUCUUUUCCUAAGGUGUGGUUGUAUGUAAUUCUAUGGCAGGCUGUAUACAACAUUACUAUUUUAUAAUACUAUUAUUUCAUACAUAGCUAGCUUGAAAAAAACGUGUGGCUAUUGACAUUUUUAAUCAAUGCAGUUCCUUUUCGGGUGAGACAAAUAAAUACUAUAUAAAAGGUUGAAAGAUUGUUUUUUCAUUGAAACAUUGAAUGUUCAUUGUUGUAUUAAUUUUAUUCAUCAAUAUUUUAUACAAUAUUAGAAGUGGUAAAUGUUUGUCAUUGUGUGGAUGGGUGAUUAUAAUAAAACUAAUUAAAUAAAUGA